GAUUAACGAUUGCCAAUCAGCGUUCAACAAGCACAUAGCACAAAAAUGUCGUCGCAAAAUAUUAUUUUGUAGAUGUUUGUCAUAUUUUCUAAUAGUAUUUGAUAACGUUGUUCACUUCUAACGUAAUCAUACAAAUUGUAUUCACAAGUUUAACAGUGUCUAAAUAAUAAUUUAUAGCAGAAAUGGCUGACGAGGGUAUGGACCCGUGCGAGUGCCUGUGGAACCACGAGCUGGCGAUGCGGCGGCUGAUCUCGCUGCUUCGUCAAGGCCAGUCCUACUGCACGGACACGGAGUGCCUGGAGGAACUGCCGGGGCCGGGCGCGGGGGCGGAGGGGGGAAACUUCAUGAUCAUGUUCAUGAUGCUGGCCGUCGCGCUCGCCAUGUACAUGCUGCGCCCGCGCCGCAACCGCCUCGCCGACGCCGCCAAGCCCGCGCGCAAUUCACAUGACAGUGACGACGCUCCCCCCACUCCCAGGAUAUAACCUGCAGGCUCCUCCCGCGUCGCGACCACUAGCUUCAGUAUUCCAACUUGAGUUCAUAUUGAAGUAGACAACUUAUGUAUCUGUUUUGUAUGUAUCGGCAUGUCGGAUAAAUACGCGAAAUCUUGGCAAAACGUUUAAUUUUCUAUAUACAACUUAGUACCUACCUAAUUUAACCCAUUCAUAUCCCUGAAGAUUUUUAUGGAAAAAAAUAUAGAAAACCAUGACAAAUUAUCCAUUUCGAGCAAUGAUUAUUGCUAUGGAUCGAUAAAGCAAUUAAAAUACAUGUGAGUAAAAAAAUAAAUGAAUGAUUAUGAUUUCGGAGGCGUCUCCAACUAGCGAAUGUUCAUAAAAUGUACCUGUGGUAUAUUCAUCAUAUAGUUACAUUUUAUUUAAGAUUUAGGCAACUUCUUUAUAUUAUGCCUAUUGAUGUCACAUGCGAUGAACCAUCACAACUUGCAGAUUUUCUAUUGCUAAACUUUAUUGCAGUAGGUACAAUCAAAUAAUUGGCAAAAAAAGUUUAGGUCUUAGGAAUAACAAUUGUUUUAAAACUUAAGUAAAACGUACGUAUAAUAUUAAGAUUAUCUGUCGAUUUUGUGCAAUAAUAUUGGAUGUUCAUUCCAAAAAACUUGUGCACUUUUACUAUCAGUGCCGAUUUUUGUUCAACGUAGUGGUUCAGACAUUAUUAUUAUCAUUCCAUCUUCCAUUUUUAUAAAAGUAAGAAAACUAUUUAUCUAUACUUAAUAAACAAUAUCUACUUAUGUA
This is a messenger RNA of Plutella xylostella (diamondback moth), 1244 nucleotides long. Its product is annotated as small integral membrane protein 14. Gene Ontology annotation, cellular component: endoplasmic reticulum. The record is from RefSeq and is a predicted model, not a curated record. Lineage: Eukaryota; Metazoa; Arthropoda; Insecta; Lepidoptera; Plutellidae.